Porites lobata is the source of this 1834-nucleotide messenger RNA. The record is from the annotation of a GenBank genome assembly. Lineage: Eukaryota; Metazoa; Cnidaria; Anthozoa; Scleractinia; Poritidae.
AUGAAAGAUUACGAUCCUGAUGAGGAGUCUACUUAUAUUCAAUAUCUUGAUGCAAACAAUCUUUACGGAUGGGCAAUGUCACAAUCACUUCCAACACAUGGAUUUAAAUGGAUGAAAAACAUAACAAAAGAAACCGUAAUGGAUAUUCUGGAGAAAGCAAAUCAUAGUAUGUCAAAUCUUGGAAGAAAAGGAUCUAUAUUUGAAGUAGAUUUGGAAUAUCCCCAUAAACUACGGAAAUCACAUAAUGACUAUCCUCUAGCACCUGAAAAAAUGAUUGUUAAUGGUGUUGAAAAACUAAUUUGUCAUUUUAAACCCAGAAAAAACUACGUUGUACAUUAUCGAAAUUUGAGGCAAUAUCUUGAGAUGGGAAUGAAAAUAACUGCAGUUCAUAGGAGUGUAACAUUCUAUCAAAGUUCUUGGAUGGAGCCUUACAUAAGAAAGAAUACUGAACUUAGAAAAACAGCAGCUAGCAGUUUUGAGAAAGACUUUUUUAAGUUAAUGAAUAAUUCCGUAUUUGGAAAAACAAUAGAAAACAUAAGGAAAAGACAAAAUAUAUUUCUUGUGGAUGAUCGUAAAAAAGCCUCAAAACUAACAAGUCGUCCAAACUUUGACAGGGCAACAAUAUUUGAUAAAAAUCUUAUUGCAGUUAACAUGAAAAAAACUGAAGUGUACUUUAACAAACCAGUAUAUGUUGGUCAAGCAAUUCUAGAUCUGUCAAAAACAUUAAUGUUCAAUUUUCAUUACAACUAUAUUCAAAGGAAAUAUAAAGAUAGGGCUGAGUUAUUGUUUACAGAUACCGACUCGUUAAUGUAUCAGAUUCAUACAGAUGAUUUUUAUAAAGAUAUAUCCUAUGAUAUAGAAAACAAGUUUGACACAUCUGAUUAUCCUCCUAACCAUCCAUCUGGAAUACUGACAGGGGUUAAUAAAAAAGUAAUAGGAAUGUUUAAAGAUGAAGUAGCAGGAAAACAAAUUACUUAUUUUGUUGGAUUGCGACCCAAACUUUAUAGUUUUAAAAUAGAAGAAACUAAAGAAGUUCGUAAAUGUAAAGGUAUAAAGAAAAAUGUUGUAAAAAAGGCAAUAGAAUUUGAAGACUAUGUACAGUGUUUAUUUUUUGGUGAAAAGCAAAUAGUGAGAUCUAUGAAAAUUAUAAGAAGUGAAAAUCAUGAUAUAUAUUCAAAAGAAGUAAAUAAAAUAGCUUUGAGUAAUGAAGAUGAUAAACGCAUUGUGAUGGGGGGGUAAAGUGAAUACGAUGGCUUUAAGAUAAUAAGAUAUAAAUAAUAAAUGACUUACACAAAAGAAGAGAUAGAAAAAUAUUUGGAAAUAUUAAGAAGUUACAAUAACACCCAAUCAAAAGUGGAAUCAGGCGUUUGUAAAAAAAGUUAGAUGUAGUAAUUGUCAAAGCAAUAGUUUUACUAUUGAAUCAGGUUAUAACAUUUGUGAUUCUUGUGGGACAACUAAAGGUCAUGUUCUUGGUUAUUUUGACUUAAAAGAGUACGAUCGAUUUCAUUUUCGAAAGAAGAGUAUUUAUCAGAGGAAGUAUCACUAUGAGAAAAAGGUUGAUCAAGUCUCUAAAAGAUUACAUCUGACUGAGGAUGAAAAGUGUGAAUUGUACAAUAAACUAAUGGUAAUAGACAAUCACGUCAUGGAAAUACAAAACAAAAAACACUGUAGAAAGAGAAUGAUAAACAUUUUCUACUUGAUCAAGAAGACUCUUCAAGAAAUGGGGUGUGAAAAGUACAAACUAGUUUAUCUUAAGAUUUCUCCCCAAACUUUGGAGAAUUAUGAAAAGUGGUGGGAUAGUUACAAAUCACUCCUUUGUGAAAGCACCAGUAAA